This is a messenger RNA of Zasmidium cellare ATCC 36951, 849 nucleotides long. RefSeq lists its product as uncharacterized. Bases 1 to 849 code for a protein of 282 amino acids. The record is from RefSeq and is a predicted model, not a curated record. Gene Ontology annotation, cellular component: endoplasmic reticulum; lipid droplet. Gene Ontology annotation, biological process: triglyceride catabolic process; phosphatidic acid biosynthetic process. The transcript has a single exon. Gene Ontology annotation, molecular function: acylglycerone-phosphate reductase (NADP+) activity; triacylglycerol lipase activity. NCBI's taxonomy places the organism in Eukaryota, Fungi, Ascomycota, Dothideomycetes, Mycosphaerellales, Mycosphaerellaceae.
AUGCCUCGAACAGUUCUCAUCACAGGCUGCACUCCAGGUGGCAUUGGCCACUGCCUCGCCAGCGAAUUCAAAUCGAAAGGCCUCCGCGUCUUCGCCACCGCGAGGAAAGCAGAAUCUAUCAGCGACUUGGAAAAGCAAGGCAUCGAGACGCUUUCCCUAGAAGUCACAGACCUCGACAGUAUCAAGGCGUUGAAAGAGGAAAUAUCUAAACGGACUGGAGGUACCCUCGAUAUACUUGUCAACAAUGCUGGACGGAAUUACACGGUUCCUGCUCUGGACGUCGAGAUCGAGGAGGUUCGAGCGUUGUUCGAGGCGAACCUGUUUGGGGUCAUGAGGAUGUGCCAGGCUUUCGCUCCUCUUUUGAUCAACGCGAAGGGGACGAUUGUUCAAAUUGGUUCUCUGGCGGGGAUCAUGCCGUACGUUUUUGGAGGCGCAUAUAAUGCAUCCAAGGCUGCUCUUCACGCCUAUACGGAUACCCUUCGUGUAGAACUCGCGCCAUUCGAUGUUCGCGUGGUCACCAUUGUGACUGGAGGAGUCAAGAGCAACAUCGCCCGGACGCAUCGAAGUCUCCCUCAAGAUUCGAUCUAUCUGCCAUUGAAAGACGAGUACGAGGAGAGGCAGGUUCACAGUCAAGCUAUGGGGAUGCCCACCGAAGCGUACGCGAGGACUGUCGUGCAGCAGGUGCUGUACAACCCGAAGAAGGACACGGUAUGGGCUGGAGGCAAGUCCUGGCUCGUCUGGUUCGUGUCUGUGUUCUUCCCACGGAAGAUCUUUGAUAUCGCCAUGACGCGCAUGUUCAAGCUGUACAAGCUGAGACAGGCGCAGCAGCAGACGAAGAAGGUGACCUAA